Messenger RNA from Hyla sarda, 2711 nucleotides. RefSeq names its product serine protease 57 (gene PRSS57). Lineage: Eukaryota; Metazoa; Chordata; Amphibia; Anura; Hylidae. The record is from RefSeq and is a predicted model, not a curated record. Gene Ontology annotation, biological process: proteolysis. The transcript has 5 exons. The coding region runs from base 90 to 845 and encodes 251 amino acids. Gene Ontology annotation, molecular function: serine-type endopeptidase activity.
AAAUAACCAACGAACAUCUCUUACUAGUCUUUAAAAAGCUGUCCCUUACCACUCAUAUCACUUUAGACUCACACUGAUAUCAUCAAACCAUGAAAUAUCCCAUUUUGCUGACAAUCUUGUUCGUGCUGCCCAUCUCAGGGGCCCACAGAAUUGUUGGAGGUCGAGAGGCCAGAGCUCAUUCUAGACCAUACAUGGUUUCUUUACAGAUCAGGGGACAAAAUUUCUGUGGAGGAACUCUGAUCUAUCCUAACUGGGUCAUCACUGCAGCCCAUUGCUUCGAGGACACACGUGUGGAUACAGUACGGGUGGUACUUGGUGCUCAUGACCUGCGUAACCCAGACAGAUUUGUGCAGGUGCUGAAUAUCCAGGAAUCAGUCACACAUCCUGAGUACAACCCCACAACCUUUCAGAAUGAUAUACACCUCCUAAGGUUAAACAGCUCCGCUAAUAUAUCUUCCUUUGUAAGGAAUAUCAGUCUUCCUCUCGAUAAUUCAGAUGUGAAUCCUGGUUCUCCUUGCUCGGUGGCCGGCUGGGGUCAAGUGACUGAUUUCGGAGCUUUGCCCAGAGCUCUAAUGGAAACAGAUGUUAAUGUGAUCACCCGCAGGGCUUGUACUCAGAUAUGGAGACUGAACAUCUCUAAUAGCAUGUUGUGUACUGCUAGCCCUGGACAACGAAACAAAGGCUUUUGCUCUGGUGAUUCUGGGGGCCCUCUUGUGUGCAGGAACCGAAUUGAAGGUUUGGUAUCAUUUUCUGGACGUUUCUGUGGUGACCCUCGUACGCCAGAUGUGUAUACUCGUGUUUCAGCCUUUCUGCCUUGGAUUCAGAAUGUGAUAAAUGGACGUUAAAAGAAGAGAAGCAGUUAAAUAAUUACUAUUGUUAUUUUACUUAGUGAUUUUGCUAUAUUAGAAAUGCAUGGUAUAUUGUACAAUGGAAAAGUGUUUGUCAGACCUCCAUGGUAGCCUGGUUCGCAUACUGAAUCCUUUGUUUCAUAUUAUAUUGCUUAGCUUGUUUACAGGGAGUAUUCAUAUUUAGUGUAUAAAUGCUUCAUGCUUCUUUCAUGACCACUCAUCUUAGUGAAGCCCAGAGGCCUGUAAUAAAAAACUCAUCAAUAAAACAUUAUGCAGAUGCAAUGUCAGACUCAGGUUUCUAUGGGAACGGAUGAUGGUCAUCAGUUAUCAUCCGUUAUUAGCAGUUAUUGCAUCCAGGUUUUUUUCAUCUGUUAUUGUAAAAUAACGGCAGUAAAAAAGCAGGAUGAUACCUGUAGUGUGAAAGGGGCCUAACCUUUAUUGUAACAAAAUGACUUUAUGGAAAGUUAUGGGUAACUAACAACCAUUUUGGUAAGGUUAAAUAAAGUGAGGUUUCUAUAUAACAGGGAUGCAAAAAAUCAAACAUAAAUUCCGCUAGAUGCUAACCCUUUCUGUGCUGUGGCAUAAAUAUAAUGGUGAUGCUGCAUUUACACUGCUACAUGUCUGACUGCUGUACCCACAUAAUUAACAGUGGAAGUGAAGCUAUUAGUGACCUCAACUCUAUUCUCCAUGGCCAUUCAUAGCCCUAAUAUACUUAAGGCGUACCUGUCAUAUCCCACUAGAAAAAUAAAUCAUAUGCUACUCGGUACCUUUUCCUAAUCAUGUGCAUAUCAUAUGGAUUUUUCUCUCACAAAUACGUUCUAUCUGUUGCUCACUUGGUUUGUCAUUCUGUGCUUUGGAGAGGGCGUGUCCUCACUCUACAUGUCUGCUAUGCUGUGCGGGGUCUCUUCAUCUAAUAACUUCAGGUUGCUCUGUAACCCCCUCCUCUCUGUUUUCAUGCUGCAGUCUGAUAGGACAGAAGUGAGCACAGAGGCUAGUCCCACCCUCACUUACUGGACUUUAUCCCUGCCUGUGUUUCAUCUUGAACCGAGAUGAUGUUGCAACCAGACAGGAUUAUAUUCUGGAUAGUAUACAAACCCCUAGUGGUGUUUUUUUGUAUUUUUUUUAUAGCCAUGAUUUCUAUGGAAAGGAAAUAAAAUUGUGUUAUAAAGUAUAUUAGAAAGGCUAAUGUAUUGCAAAGUUUUGAAAUCAGUGCCCAUUUAACCAUUUAAGCAUAUAAUUUUUGCAGUAGUAUCUUAAUGAUACAAUCACUCUGUCACUUAUAGAUAGUAAUACUGGCCAUACCCAUUUGACAUGUGUAGACCGAACCUGCCGUUUUUAGAUUCCUUCACCCCUUUCCGACUUUGGCUUAUGCUUUUUCCUCCUCACCCAUUAUUUAUUUAUUUGUUGUACUUUGUAUUAUAGCCUGUAUUUUUACUGCCACCCUUUAUUUUACCACAUAAUGCACUAUAAAGCCAGAAAAAAAAUUGUGGGGCAAUGAUUUUUACAGUUGUUCACCAUAAGGUAAACCUGACAUGCUAAAUUUAUUCUACAGGUCAGUAUGGUUCCAAAUUUGGCAAUUUUUUUUUAGUUUUACUAGAAAAUCUAAAUCUAAGCUUUGCCAUAGUCUGAUCCCCUGUGACCUGUGUGAGCUGUAGUUUUGUGCACAGUUUUGACCUUUUGAUCACUUUAAAUUUUUUAAAUUUAUGUCCCUGUGCCCAAGGUGAUUGAACGAUCAAUGACGGAACAUUUUGGCCUUAAAGGGGUACUCCAAUGGAAAAAAAAUUUUUUUAAAUCAACUGGUGCCAGAAAGUUAAACAGAUUUGUAAAUUAUUAUAAAUUAUUAUAAAUUAUUUAUAAAUUAUA